GCUGUGCUUAGACCUAUCAUGGCAGCACUCCCACCUUUCUUCAUUGACAGGCAAUACUAACGCAUGACAUCGCAGAUCCCUACCACCUUAUCACGCAACCACUCUCGUGACACAUUGCCGGUCAUCAUGUCUUACGCAGAAGCCGCAGCCAAGGGUCCCAAGCAGUCCCCAGAGGAGCUCUACAGUCGCGCUCCCGAUAUCAACCGGGUGUACCGGGAUGAAUCCGAGAGCACCGCCUCCCUGAUCGACGUCGACUCCCCCCACGUGCAGUCCGUGGACGCCGAUUUCCUCAACCAGGAGGUCAAGACCACGACGCAGGCCGAGCGGAUAGAGCGCGAGGAGCUGGAGGCCAUCGCCGAGCGCGAACGGAUCGAGAAGGCGAAGGCGAAGGCGAAGGCCGAGGCCAAGGCCAAGGCCAACAGCGUGCGCCGCAACAAGAGCAACCCCGUCUACCUCGGAAACGCGGUCAUCCUGGCCCUGGCCGGCGCGGGUCUGGGCUUUGGCGCAUACAAGAAGCACGCGCAGGGUAAGCUGUCAUGGCAGCUCGUCGGAUUGUGGUCCGGAAUCGUGGGCGCGGUCGGUGCCGUCGACUACUUUGUCAGCAAGUGGCUUUUGCAGAACAAGUACCCUCCUAAAUAGAGUGGGAAAAACGAAAACUCAAGUACUUGUGUGGUUUGAUAACUUGAUAUCCUGAUGUUUCUUUUGGUUUCUCCUGUGUGGCUUGUUUAUAGUUCCAUAUACCGCACGGAUUCGAGGAUACAUGGCGUUUUUCAUGAUGUCCAGGCGUUUGUGCUCGGUCGAGAUUUAGCUAAUUCCAUCUCAAUCUCAUCCAUAUGCUCUUCUCCGCUUAGCUUUCGGUAAUCCCAUGCUCACUGCGAUGUUUAGAGUAGAUUCUGG
Molecule: messenger RNA, 897 nt
Organism: Aspergillus aculeatus ATCC 16872
Lineage: Eukaryota; Fungi; Ascomycota; Eurotiomycetes; Eurotiales; Aspergillaceae
Exons: 3
Coding region: 64-639 (191 amino acids)
Cellular component (GO): mitochondrial outer membrane
Molecular function (GO): nascent polypeptide-associated complex binding
Source: RefSeq, a predicted model, not a curated record